Molecule: messenger RNA, 1970 nt
Organism: Pelodiscus sinensis (Chinese soft-shelled turtle)
Lineage: Eukaryota; Metazoa; Chordata; Testudines; Trionychidae
Source: RefSeq, a predicted model, not a curated record
CGCAGGAGAGCUGUGGCCCUACGUUCAGCCAGCACCUUAGCCAGGCUCCCGCAGCCAGCACUCAGCGUAGUCACCCCUCGUCCUGAAACUGCCUGUCUGAGGCCAUCUGCUGCAGGAGCCUGGGAGCAGCAGAGUGGGUGCAGCUUCUCGGGAGGGAGCAUUCACCACGUUUACCUUAUCGCUGUAUCUGCCCAGAAGUGAAGGCUGACAGCAACAGGAAACCAUGAAGGGUUCACAGCGCUGGAAAGAGUCCCAGUCCAGAAGCGACCCUUCUGAGCUCACUGAGAAGGAGAAGGAAAAGAUGGCUGAGACUGAACUCCAGAAGCUACAGCAGCAGUUUCGGAUCAUGGUAGAAAGUCGGAAGUCUUUUGGUGUGAAAACGCAACAGCAUAUGUUCCAUCAGGAAAAAGAAAUAUCUUCACUGAAGCAGGAAUAUGAAGAGAUUGCAUUGCUCUUGAGCCUUACAAAGUCACAGAGAAAUAUGAUGCUGGAUAACAGAAACUGUAUGGAACUCAAAUUUCUUUUACAAACCAAAGAGGAAUAUGAUUCUCUGAUCAGAGCAACAAAAGCUCUGAUAGCAGAACUUGAUGAUAAGGUAAUGGAGAUGGAAAAAAAGAUCAAAAAACAAAAACUGACUGUAGCAAAGGUGAAACAAGCGUACGAUGGCAAAUGGCUGCAAAAACAGAUUCAGAUGUUGGAGAGUCGCUUAAACAACGUCACCGUCCAUUUCGAUACCAUCCUGACCACGAAUGCCAACCUCAGAGAAGAGAUUGAAAAUCUGCGGAUUCAUAAAUCUAUUUUUGACAACUUCUACUCAAAACUUCAUAGGAAACUCGACCAGCAGAAGAAAAUAAUGGACACGGCAAUUGAGCAGUCCACCCAAGCAUACGAGCAGCGGGUGGAGGCCCUGGCGCGGAUUUCCGCAAUGAAGGAAAGGCGCUGCAAAGACAUUGCACAGUAUAAUGUGGAAUUCAGGGAACUGGAGCGUGUCUUUGACCACGAGACCAAGCUGAAAGCCUUUAUGCUCAUCAAACUAGUGGAUCGCUCGGACUUUGAGGAUCAGUCCAAAAGGGAAGAAGCUCUUAAAGCAAGCAAGCGAGCCAAAAAGAGCAAAGGCGAAAGUUUUGAGAGCUAUGAGGUAGCUUACAUGCGCCUGCUGAAGCUGAGCGAGAAUGGGGACAUUGGCCAGCUGGUGGCAGAUUUCAUUGAAAAAGAGGAGAAGAACUUUGCAUAUUUCAGCUAUGUCACUGAGCUAAACAACGAAAUGGAGAGGCUGCAGAAGAAGACAGAGGACAUUCAGAAUGAAAUCCUUCACUUAAAAUCCCAACAGAAGGUUGCUGAUGACAAAAGCAGCUCCAACCUGAAGGAGAUGGAGGAGAAGCUGAGGAAGACCACCGAAGAGGCCAACCUGUACGAGUACACUUGUAAAGAGAGCAGCAAGGUCCUGGACCAGCUCAAAUCGGCAGUGGCCUUUCUGUUUAAGCAAAUAGACUGUGAUGACACCAAGAUAUUGGAGCAGCUGGGGGAGAGCGGGGAGAUCACGGACCUGAAUUUGUUGCAGUAUUUUGGUGUCAUAGAAAAGAAGACCAAUGAUCUCCUGCUCAUUGAAUCCUUUCUGCGCUACAAGGAGGUGGAGGGAGAGCAGGAUUCACAGCCUUUACUGAAUCCAUUUUUGGAUGGCAUAGGACUCCUUAAAAGUAUGGAUGCAGCAAAAUUAGCCCCUGCAUCCCCUGCCAUAGAGCACAUAGCAGAGAACCUAGAGGACUUUGAUGGGCCUUUGGACCAUGACAGUUUGCGCAACCUGAUUAUUGGGAACGUUGAGAAGGAAAAGUCCAGUAGGAUCUCUCUGGACAAAGAGAAGAGGAGAGGGACAAUGAUAUAGAAUGGGAAAAGCAAAUGUAUUGGGUAUAAAUAGUAGAUUCUAAAUUCUUUUGAAAUCAAAAUCUGAUUUUGUGCUUAAUUUAAACAAA